AUGGGGACGAAGAAGACUGGCCGUCGACGCACGCCGGCCUCUGCCCCGUGUCCCAGCUGCGGCCGAGCCUUUGCACGAAACGACAGUUUGAGCCGGCAUUUAAAGACUCACGCCGACCAUCUGGAGCAACGACCGUUCCAUCGCAUCAUCCACGACAAGUUCCGGGCCUGUCAUCGGUGCAGACGCGCCAAGAUUCGCUGCACCGGAAGCCUGCCGUGCGCUAGAUGCGAGCAGCUCAAGCAAGAGUGCAACUAUGAUCAUGAUCAGAAGCAGUCGAAGCACUCAACUACAUGGACAACAAGCUCGUCCUCGACUCCCCCACCACAACAGGCCGAAAAGCCUCCUGGAUCACAGGUGCAGUCUCCGACCCCAUCUCUAGACGACGAGCCAACACCAACGGUUACACCGUUGGUCAGUACAAUGGAAGAGAUAACUCUCGCCCUCGACGCGCCCAACAGUCCACCAAAUGGAGUCAGUCUAGCUGUCACGUCCCCCGACAGUACGGCUACGAUGCUCCAUCUCAGUCUAUCUUCAACUCUUGACAAUCCGGUGGCGCACUUCAAUGACGGCAAGAACAUUUCUGCCAUCCAAUCGACAUAUGUGUCUCCCACCCUCCACAUCUUAGAUCCAUACAGUUACAAGUUACCCUCGAUUGCCGACUCUCGCGAAGCACCAACUCCAAGCAGCCAACCGCUCGGGAAUUGCCGGUAUGCUGUUUUGCAUUACCUGUCACCAUUCAUGGACAGGGAUCUGGGGCCUAGCCUUGCGUGCGAUCUGCUCGACACGUACUUCUCCAGCGCUUUCUCUAGCCGCAUGCAUCCCACCUGCCAUCAUAUCCACAACUUCAUCCUACGACGCUGCGAUGUCCUCGAUGCCCUGCAGCCGCGCAAAACGCAUCCAGGUCUGCUCGCCAGUAUGCUCUUUGUUGCCGCAUUGAGCGAUAAAGCCCUUGGUUUGUUUAGCGGGCCUGAGGAAAGGGAUCGCGUGUGCAAGUACUUGAGUCUACUAACUUACCGGCUACUCAACCCUUCCCGAUAUGAACCACUAUUAAGCCGCGAGGACUUGGGACUUCCAUCCGCUUUAUGCUCAGAUCCGGGCUGGACAAAUGAGGAUCUAAAACGAGCCCUGGAUGCACAACAACAGACAGAUAUCUUUCCCGUCACCUGGGGGAUGGACUAUGUCAUUGCAUUGAUCCACGUUUCUUCCGUGAUCUCCGGAAGUGAAAAGAAAGCUGCUAGUAUUCGAUGGUGGAGUGUCACAUUCAGCCUUGCACGAGACCUGAAGCUCAAUGAGGAGGUCGAGUCUUUCAUUCUGCCGCCGGAUACAGGAGAUGGCUAUCCCGACGUGAACUGCACAUGUUCAUUGGGUCACGAAGCAACUGGGGACGUUGUGAGCGAGGUGCAUCGAGAGGAACGGCGCCGAACGUGGUGGCUGCUGUUUCUGAUGGAUCGACAUCUGGCCCUUUGUUAUAACCGGCCUUUGGCAUUGCUGGAAGCUGAGUGUGCCAACCUAUUGCUUCCUCUCGACGACAUCACAUGGCAGUCUGGAUCCCCGCUUCACAGUCACGGUACCCGAACCGAUGGCCCGAGAUGCAUAUUGUUGCCGUCAGGCAACGGACGCCUUCACGGUCCGCCGAGUGUCUGCUCGGGCGAGGGCCUCUUCGAAUUCUUCUUACCGCUCAUGACGAUUACCGGACACUUGCUGGACUAUAAUCGCGCCAAAAACAAUCCGGUAUUGGCAUCGGCCGCCUCCUCGAUGUGGACUUCUCAAGAACACCGGAUCUUGCGGGAACUUGACCAGUACCAAGCAACCUUGAACCACCUUACUACGAGAUCUGGCACUGACCCUGGGCCAGACAAAGGGUCGCCUUGGAUGACAUCUCCGGCACUCACCGUGGAAGAUUCGGAAGCAACCCAUAUUUCCCAGACUGUCUCCGGGUAUGCCACCCAUGUCGUUUGUGUUCUCAGGAUCCUGGUCGGCAGUAAAUGGGAUCCAGUCUGUCUUUUCGAAGACGCGGACUUCUGGACGUCAUCGUUGGGAUUCAAAGACUCCAUGUCGCAUACAAUGGCCGCUUCUGAAUGUGUGACACAAAUCUUGGAGCAUGAUCCCGAUGUCAGUUUCAUGCCCUACUUUUUCGGCAUCCAGCUCCUGCACGGCAGCCUUUUACUCCUUCUGGUGGCAUACCGUCUCCAAGGGGAUUCGGGCACCGCGAUACUCGCGGCUUGCGAGGCUGUCAUUCGAGCUACGGAAGCCUGCUUUGUAACUCUGCCCACCGACUAUCAGCGACAGUUUCGCAAUGUCAUGAGAUCUGCCAUUGCUCUGGCCAAGGGCAGAAGGAACAAUCCAGUCGACACCGAGAAACAGUUGACCUUUGUCCUCGCGAGAUAUAGGUGGUCCAGAAACGGGGCUGGACUGGCUCGCUGA
This is a messenger RNA of Capronia epimyces CBS 606.96, 2424 nucleotides long. RefSeq lists its product as uncharacterized. The record is from RefSeq and is a predicted model, not a curated record. Gene Ontology annotation, molecular function: DNA-binding transcription factor activity, RNA polymerase II-specific; zinc ion binding; DNA binding. The coding region runs from base 1 to 2424 and encodes 807 amino acids. NCBI's taxonomy places the organism in Eukaryota, Fungi, Ascomycota, Eurotiomycetes, Chaetothyriales, Herpotrichiellaceae. Gene Ontology annotation, biological process: regulation of DNA-templated transcription; DNA-templated transcription. The transcript has 2 exons.